This is a messenger RNA of Vespa crabro (European hornet), 2024 nucleotides long. Its product is annotated as coiled-coil domain-containing protein 86. Lineage: Eukaryota; Metazoa; Arthropoda; Insecta; Hymenoptera; Vespidae. The transcript is spliced from 3 exons. Gene Ontology annotation, cellular component: nucleolus. The record is from RefSeq and is a predicted model, not a curated record. Bases 863 to 1324 code for a protein of 153 amino acids.
UAUAAAUAUUUUAUAUUAAUUAAUAGUGAUAAUUAUUACAUUGUAGUAAUAUAAAAGAUUAUAUAUUUUUAAGAUAUUAUAAGAUGGAGAAUGUGUUAAUUUCGAAUAGAAUAUGUUUGUUAAUUUUAAUUAAUGAAUUAUUUUAUAUAUUCGUAACUUGUAAAAAGGAAAAAAAAAAAAAAAGGACAAUUAUAUUUAUCACAAUUGUAAAGAAAAUCUGUAAUAUCGACGUUUAAUGUUUUAUUGGGUCGGUAAAUGAUAUCAGUCGGUAAUCUAUUUUACCAACCUGUAAUAUUUCUAUCAUAGUUUCUUUAAUUAUGUUUCUCUUAUAAUACCAAUGUAAUUACAUUAAAUUACUUAAUAUAUUAAAUAUUUAACUUAAUAUGAAAUAUUAAAUAUGUCAGUUUGUCUUAAUGUAUUUCUACCUAUUAAUACUUUUUAAUAUAUUCCAUGGAAUAUAUUACAAUUAUUGAAACUAUUUAAACUACUUCAAUUUAUUAGACUAUCAUUAUAGCUCCAUAUAGUUAUAAAAUCGCAAUAUUAUUUUAUUUUAUUAUAAAAAAAUCAAAUAUACAAUAUAUUAUCAUUUAUCGACUCAGUCUUAUAUUUUUGUACAGAAUUGUGAACAACCGGUAAUAUAGAUCAUUUACCAUAUGUCACGUAUUAUCUGUCGAUUUUAGUUCGUCAGUUUUCAUAUAGAUUUCACUAGUAGUAUAUACAUAUAUAUAUAAAUUUUUUCUUUUUUUUUUUAAUUAACUUGUCCACGUGAGUUUCUAACCUAAAAAGAUAUUGUUUACACGUGAAAAAAAGGAACUUCGUGAUUUUCGUAAUUAAUAUUUAAUUUAUUAAGAAUUGAAAUAAAAUGGAAGAGAAGAUAAUUAGAAUGGAAGAUAUACUUGAAGAAAAUUCAUCUGACGAUAACAUAUCAGAUAUAAUUGAAAUUGAUACGAUGAAAAGAAAUCAGAUAUCAAUGGACAUGCCAAAAGGGAAACCAAAAUCCGGUAGAAUAUGGAAAGAACCAAAAAAGAGAUUUUCAUCUAUAGUCAAGAGCAAAGGUAUUAGGUUAUCCCUUGAAAAGAAACAGAAAUUGAGGGAGGAUUUGCAACGUGCCAAGGAAAUGUCGAGAACAAUUAAGGAACAAAAACAGGCAGAGAAGGAAGCAAAGAAGCAAAGGAGAAUAGAAAAUUUGAAGAGAGCAGAAGAAAAUAGAAAGAAGGGUGAAGUUGUACAAAUUAUUAAAAAUACUGCCAAACUAAAGAGAAUGAAAAAGAAACAAUUGAGAUUGAUUGAGAAAAGGGAUACAAAUGAUAAAACAUACAAUUGAAAAAGAUCGAAAAGUUUAAAAAUAAAAAUAAAAAUAAAAAUAAAAAAAGAAAAAUUAAAAAAAAAUUAAAAGACCAGCUCUCAAAUGGAUAAGAAAAUAAUGUGUUAUACAAAAAUAACGUUCGAUAAUGUGUUCUUAAAAAUAUUGUUAAAGCAUAAUAAAUUCAUAUAAAAAAUAUUUCGUAACGGUAAAUUAAUAUUACUUAAAGAGCGAGAUAAGUUUUAACUGUAUAAAAAAGAAAGGAAGAAAGAAAGAAAGAAAGAAAGAAAGAAAGAAAAAAAAAGAAUUAUGAAGUAAAAAAAAUCACAUAAAUAAUCUUAUUACGUAUCUUCUUCUUCUUCUGCUUCUUCUUCUUCUUUUUGAGUCUUUCUUUUCAUCACAAAACUUUCCAGUUCUUUGAUAAGAUUAAUACCUGGAUUUCUUCUCCACUAUAAAGGAAAAAGAAAAAAGAAAAGAAAAAAAAAAAAAAGAAAAAGAAGAAAAUAAUUAUGAUCAAAUCAAUUUGUCAUAUUUAAAUAAAAGCUAAAUACUUAGUCUCUUUAAAAAUCAUUAAAAAUCUCUCACCAUCUUUUUGACCCACUUUGGUAAAUAAUUAAUAUUAGAUGGAGCCUGAAAUCUAUGAAGAUCCUUGUAAAUAAAAUUCUUUAAUAUAAAAGAAAAAAAAAAGAAUAAUAAUAAAUAACAAAUAAUAAAUAAUAAA